Pseudopodoces humilis (Tibetan ground-tit) is the source of this 4150-nucleotide messenger RNA. RefSeq names its product cell adhesion molecule 1 (gene CADM1). Gene Ontology annotation, biological process: homophilic cell-cell adhesion; susceptibility to natural killer cell mediated cytotoxicity; cell recognition. Lineage: Eukaryota; Metazoa; Chordata; Aves; Passeriformes; Paridae. The record is from RefSeq and is a predicted model, not a curated record. Gene Ontology annotation, molecular function: signaling receptor binding. Gene Ontology annotation, cellular component: neuron projection; synapse; plasma membrane.
AUGGGAGCUGAAGGUGAAGAUGUUUGUGAAGUCUUCAAAGUGAGCCCGGCUGAAAAGGUGGAUUUGUUGCGGGGCUGCGGUUCCCGGGGGCCCGUGGGCUCCGGCCCGUGCGCUGCCCCGGGGCCGCCGAGGCUCAACACCGCCUCCAGCGGCGCGGGGCCCCGGGCGGGCGGCGGAACCGGGAGCGGCCCGAGGGCACGGGCCCGCCGGGAGGACGCAGGGGGGCACAGAGGGGGCACAGACCCUGCGGAACCGCGCGCUGCUGAACGCGGGGUGCUGGGCGGGAUCCCCCCGGGACGGAGAGCGCCGGCAGGGGCGCACAGCGGGAGGAAGGACGCCGGGGUGGUACCCCGGGAGGAGGAUGCUUCGGGGGGCGGGCGGGGGGCACACGACCCCGGAAAGGCCGGGAACGGGGAGAAAGGCGCGUGUGGGGCGCGGCGGUGCGGGUGGGCGGCGGCGCGGGGCUCGGCCCCGGCACGGCGCUGCCCGGGGUCGGGCCCGGCGCGCUCGCAGCCGCCCGCGCCCCCCGGGCCGCGGGGCGGAGCGCGGGGCGUGCCGCCGAACCCCCGCCCCGUGACGCGCCAUCUCCCGCGGGCGGUGCGCGGCGGCGACAGAGCGAGGCAGGUGCCGGCGAUGGCGGGUCGCGCCCAGCCCAGCGGCCCCGCGGGCAGCGGCGCCCCGGGGCUCCUCCCGCUGCUGCUGCUGCUGCUCUCCGCCGCCGCCAUCAUCCCCAGAGGUGAUGGUCAGAACCUGGUGACGGAGGACGUGACAGUGGUGGAGGGGGACGUGGCCACCAUCAGCUGCCGCGUCAAGAACAGCGAUGACUCGGUGAUCCAGCUUCUGAACCCCAACAGGCAGACCAUCUACUUCAGAGAUUUCAGGCCGCUGAAGGACAGCAGGUUCCAGCUGGUGAACUUUUCCAACAGCGAGCUCCGAGUGUCGCUGACGAACGUGUCCAUCUCUGACGAAGGGAGGUACUUCUGCCAGCUCUACACCGACCCCCCCCAGGAGAUCUACACCACGAUCACGGUGCUCGUCCCACCACGCAAUUUGGUAAUUGAUAUCGAGAAGGAAACCGCCGUGGAGGGAGAGGAGAUCGAGCUGAACUGCACCGCCAUGGCCAGCAGACCAGCCACCACCAUCAGAUGGUUCAAAGGCAACAAGGAGCUAACCGGCAAGUCAGAGGUGGAGCGGUGGUCUGACAUGUACACGGUGACCAGCCAGCUCCUGCUCAAGGUGGGGCGCGAGGACGAUGGGGUCCCUGUCAUCUGCCUGGUGGAUCACCCUGCGGUCAAAGACUUGCAGACACAGCGUUACCUGGAAGUUAUGUAUAAGCCUCAAGUGCGGGUUUCUCAGAAUUACCCCUUGCAAGGCCUGACGAGAGAAGGGGAGCCGCUGGAGCUGACGUGCACAGCCUUUGGAAAGCCACAGCCUACGGACAUGAGGUGGUUAAGAGUAGAUGAUGAGAUGCCUCAACACGUUGUAGUGUCUGGUUCAAACCUUCUCAUUAGUAACCUAAACAAAACAGAUAAUGGUACAUACCGCUGUGAGGCUUCCAACGCGGUGGGGAAAUCACAUGCGGAUUACAUGCUGUUUGUAUACGAUCCCCCCACAACUAUCCCUCCUCCCACAACAACCACCACCACUACCACCACCAUCCCUACCACCAUCACAGACACAACGGCGACGACAGAACCAGCAGUUCACGGCUUUACUCAGUUGCCCAAUUCGGCCGAGGAGCUGGACUAUGGGGAUCUCUCAGGUACAUCUGUCCCGCCCACAGCUCCAACCGAGGCUCUGCCGACUGAGCAAUUAAGUAAUGCAUCCCUUGCCUUCCUCCCAGAUUCCCGCGCAGGUGAGGAAGGGGCCAUACGGAGCGUGGACCAUGCCGUGGUUGGUGGCGUCGUGGCCGUUGUCGUCUUUGCGAUGCUUUGCCUGCUCAUCAUUUUAGGGCGAUAUUUUGCCAGACAUAAAGGUACAUACUUCACUCACGAAGCCAAAGGAGCAGAUGAUGCGGCCGACGCAGACACAGCCAUCAUCAACGCAGAGGGGGGACAAAAUAACUCCGAGGAAAAGAAAGAGUACUUCAUCUAGAGCAGCCUUGGUUCCCAUGAGGUGUCCAACUGUGGACGGUUACUACUGGCCCUAUUUAAACGCUACAAAGACAGUGAUCUUGGAAGUUGCAACCAGCUUGUGUCUUUUUUUUUUAAGGAAAAAAAAGCAAAUGGGUGGAGAGCGGUGAGGCCGGGAUGGUCUGGGAUUUGCUGUGUAAAAAUAUUCCUCGUAAAGUACACUCUGCUGUUCGACACCUCAGUUCGUUUGGGUUUUCUUUUUUUGGCCAAGUCCAGCUUGGAUUUAGUUUAGUGAAGUCAUUUGCAGAAGAUUCUGUGCCUUGUUUAAUUUCUGUUUGUUCGGGUCGGGGGGAGGCUGGGAAGAAGAGGGGCUUCUGUGCGUUAGUUCCCUUCGGGUUUCUGUGGCUCUUCGUUUCCCCUUUCCUGUUUCUGGAGUUGCCAGCUGGGACCCUGUGGAGUAGGUGCGUUUCUCUGAAGGUGUUUCCCCUUUUUUCUCUUCACCGGUUUCCGUUCAGAACUCGAGCUCAUCGGAGGAGAACCAGCACAUUUUAGAUGCGUAGUUUGCAGUUCAGUGUGCCCAUGUCCCGUUCCCCUGUUGCCGUCAGGGCUCGGAUAACACCCCCCAAGCCCCCUUUUGUGGCUGUUUCAGGUGCUUUCAAUGGUGGCGGCUGGGAGUGGGCUGGAGCUCGGCAGAGGCGCUGCUCGGCCGUGGGGAUGCAGGAGCAGGGUCCUUGCUGGGCAGGCAGAGCCCUCCUGGAUGUGGGGGCUUCUCCUCAUCCUCUCCCCGCUUGGCAGCCGUGGGGGCAGCAGGUGAAGCCCCUCUGAUGCUCUGUGAGCCCAGACCUGGAGAGCAGCUGGAUGAACAAAACUGCCUUUUUUUCCUACCUGCUGAGUAAAACGCGGGAAUCUGUGUUGAAACGAGCGUGCUAAUGACCACUAAAGCCAUAGGUGCACAGGAGACUCUGGCUCAAUCGGAAUUGUAAGCGACAGGUAGCAAACCGCGGCGGGAAGACGGUAUAAAGUUAUAUAUGCUGACUUUUUUUUGGUGAGUAAUCAUGGAUUUCGAGCGAUACUUUUUUAUUGUGUUUAUGUGGCAAAUGUAUCUGAUUUAUUUAAGGACAGCAUUAAUCUUAGUGUCAGGUUUGGGUAUUUUUUUAGGGGUUUUGGGGGGGGGCCAUUUUCGUGCGUUUGUUUUUUAAUUGCUGUUUUUUGGCAGAACCAUUACAAUGUGGGACUCCUUUGGGAUCGGGGCGCAGCAGGCAGGCCCGUUCCCCGGCAGUAUUCCGUCUUUCCCUUCUUCACGAGCAGAACCUCGCAAAGGAAAAAACAAACCUCUUUUUUCCGAGCAGCUUUUGUGGAGCGCAGCUCUUUCCUGAGCCCUCAGCACCAUUGCCAAACCCCAUCGCGGUGAGAAGCAGCCAGGCUGGAGCCGGGGGCUCCGUGGCCCGGCGGCGGCGGCACGGGACGGGCAUCCUGGCCUUGAGCAGCCCAUAUUUGUUUGGAAGUGUACCGUAGUGCAGUGUUACCGAUGUAACUUUGACUUACAAUGUUGACAUGUCUCAGGUUCAUGUGUUUGAUUGGUGUUUUCCGUCUCAGGUAGAUUGCAAAAUUUCGGCCCCACGCAUUGGAAAAAUAAAAAAAAAAAACAAACCCACGUAAAAACAGGAGAAAAAACAGGAAAUUAUUAAUUUUAGUUGUAUAUCGGUUUAUGUAUUUUUUCUUCAGUAUACAGUGCACUGUUGAAAUGUAUUGUUGAGUAUUACUUUGUACAGCUUUAGAUCAUUAGGACUUUGAAGCGUGAAAAAAGAACAACCUUGUUUAAAGGAGGAUCACAAAUGAAGAACGCGGAACUGAUGAUAAACAACCUUGUUCUUUAUUUACCCGGCCUUUUUAUUUCUUCCCCUUAGGCCAGUUCUGUUUUAAGGUGUCCAUGGAAGAUGUUACAGUGUAAGAAAAUACAUAUCCAUCUGUUCCCAUUCACAUUUUGUAUUGGUUCAUGUAUCCCAUUUUUACAAAGGAAAAGAAGUACUAUAAAAUAUCUGUCUUCUUAAUAAAAAAAAGUUAAUGUUACAAAACUA